GUGAAGCUGAAACUGACUCAUGAUUUUGGAACAGCUGGGUGAUUCGCCCCUCACAAAAGAUGAUGCACCUGUUUCCUUUUUCGAAUCCGACUCUCCUCAUUGGCAACCUGAUUUAUCUGAUUCGGAAAAUGUGCCCGACUUUGUGAACUAUGUUCCAUUGGGCAGUGAAAUAGUACACACGCUAGGGACUGGCGAAUCAGAGAGUGACGAAGACGGAUCGGUACACGGCGAUGUCGAACAACCAGUAACUAAUUCCACUGGUUUCGAAGACGUGGAACCCGUUAACUCUGCUUUCUCUUUUGAUCUGAAUGUGGACAGAUUGUUAAGCAUUGAGUUGGAUAGGGGGGAGUUGGAACCUCGUGGCCCAUUCGGGGAUUCGUCACUGUAUACGAACCCUCUGCCUGAUACAACUCAGGUCUAUCUGUGGAACAGUUCCGUCCCUUCUACGGACCGCAUUGUCAUUAGCAAUGACAAGGCUGAUGAAAUUCGAAAUUGUAUGGCCAACUUUUCUAUACCGUCUAACGGAGUGCCUCCAUGGGCAACAGCGAUCCCUGAAGAUCUGUGGAAGCAACGCCUUCUAGAACGCUUGAAUGUACGAAAAUAAGAACGCUCAAAAUCAUAUAACGUCUUUUUCUUCUCACUGGAACUUGUUUUAUCCAUGGUACAUUCCUCGUUUGUAUCAUUGCACAAGUCCUUCCCCCGAGCGCGGAUUCCCUUGUUCAUCCUGCUGCACCUGUGAUUGUCUUGAUGUAUUCUUUUCAACACACCAUGUUCGUUCCUUUGUUUAUUCACACAACUAUUACUUUAAUCGAUUCACGUUCGUUGAUUUAAAAUAUGAGUAACAUAAUUGCCAUGCUUAUACUUAGAGGUGCUUGUUCGAACCCAUCUCGUUUGCAUGCCGCGAUAUGAUUAGUUUUCGGUCCUUUACAGUUCUACAGCCACCCACGAUGAUAUGCGACUAAAAUGAGAUUAACUUGCUCCCACAUGUUUGGUAUACCAAUGCUCGUUACACACAUCUCUUUAUUUUUAUCGGG
Messenger RNA from Dicrocoelium dendriticum, 1034 nucleotides. NCBI's taxonomy places the organism in Eukaryota, Metazoa, Platyhelminthes, Trematoda, Plagiorchiida, Dicrocoeliidae. The record is from the annotation of a GenBank genome assembly.